AUGGGACAGUUUGAUAAUGAAGGCGAAAAAGAAUACUCAGUUGCAGAACGAAGACAUUUAAGGUGGAUUCCUCCUCCUCCUUCUUCUCCUCCUCCUUCUCCUCCUCCUCCUCUCUUCCCAAAACUUUUGACGUCUCAUUUAGCUCUUAUUGCUCUAGAAAACUCGGAAAAGGGAUAUAUUAUAGGAACUAUAAUGAAAUCUGUUAACGAAUACAAUAGGUCCCAUCCAAAUGAACAAGAAAUCACACAUAAAUAUUGGGGAUCUCUAUUAGGGAUUUUCAUGGAUCAAAGCAACACAUCGAAGAUUUCCGGAGCUUUUGUGAUAUUUGGCACUAAAUCGAUGUUUAUUUAUUAUGAAAUCAUGCUACAUUGA
Loa loa (African eye worm) is the source of this 372-nucleotide messenger RNA. RefSeq lists its product as hypothetical. The record is from RefSeq and is a predicted model, not a curated record. The transcript is spliced from 5 exons. The coding region runs from base 1 to 372 and encodes 123 amino acids. NCBI's taxonomy places the organism in Eukaryota, Metazoa, Nematoda, Chromadorea, Rhabditida, Onchocercidae.